AUGGCCGCCUCCCCCGUUCAGAACCCCGCGGUUCAAUCCGAAUCCAAGUCGGCCAAGAAGAAGAAGGCCAAGGCUGCUGAGCGUACCGAUUCUCCUGCUCCCACCGCCUCUCCCGCUCCUGAGAAGGCUGAUGGUUCUGAUGAGUCCGGCGAGAGCCCCUACGUUCGGGAGCUUCAGAAGAACAUCCGCAACACCAACAAGAAGCUUACCAACGCCUCUAAGAUCGAUAAUUUGAUUGCCGAGAACCCUGGCAAGACCCUCGACCAGCUCGUUGCCUCCCGCAUCAUCAAUGCCGACCAGAAGGCCCAAUACCAGAAGAAGCCUGCUCUUCAAGCUCAGGUUCAACAAUACGAGGAGCAGCUUGCUCAGUACAAGAAGAUUGACCAAGAAUACCGUACCCGCGCUGCAACUGAGAAGGCAGAGCUGGAGAAGGCCUUCGCUGAGAAGCUGGAGAAGGAGAAGGCUGACGCUGUUGCCGAGGUGAAGGCGAAGUUGGAGGGUGACUCCAACCAGUCUCUUACUAGCAAGCUCCUGAUCCUGUCGCAAUUCCUCCGGCUUGCCGCCGCUCGCCGAUCUGAGGAAGCUGACCAGAGUGUCGACGAGAACCUUGCUCUCGAAGGAACCCUGCUUGCUAUCUACGCAGGUGACGAGAGCGCUGUCGCUGCCAUGCUGAAGCUCAUCGACGGCACCAACGAUAAGACGUAUGGUGUCAGUGGCGAGCAGCUCGAGACGACUUUUGCCCAGGUCAAGGCUGCCUCUCAGGCAUACAAAGCGCCUUACGAGGAGGGUGUUGCUGCCGAGGCUGGAGCUGUCGAGCCUGCUACCGAUCCCACCGUCGCCAACGCUACCGUGAACGAGAUCGAGGCUGGCGAGGGCGUCGCCCUGAUCAACGGCCACGCCGAGCACAACACUGAGAGCCCUGCCAACGCCAACAUCACUAGCGGCUCCGGCAACGCUGCUGGCGAGAAGUGGGACCAGAACGAUAACAACUUGUCUGAAUCCCAGGAGUGGGUUUCUGUCCCUCGCGAUCCUGCCGAGACUGAGACUGGCGUCGAGGCCACCCCUGCCGCUGCCUCCAACACCCAGUCCUGGGCUGACGACCAGCCUGAGCACCACGAGACCCAGGCCGAGGCUCCUGCUGCAGCUCCCGCGGCUGAUCCCAAUGAUGGCUUCCACCAGGUGCAGGGACGCAACCGCGGACGCGGUGAUCGUGAGGGCGGUUCCGGUCAUCGUGGCCGCGGCCGUGGCGAGUGGCGUGGACGUGGUGGCUACCGUGGCGAGGGCCGUGGUGGUCGUGGCCGCGGCGGUCAGCGUGGCGGCUCCGUCUCAAUGCGAGGACCUCGCCGGACUGAAGAGUCGUAG
Messenger RNA from Colletotrichum truncatum, 1362 nucleotides. RefSeq lists its product as uncharacterized. The record is from RefSeq and is a predicted model, not a curated record. NCBI's taxonomy places the organism in Eukaryota, Fungi, Ascomycota, Sordariomycetes, Glomerellales, Glomerellaceae.